Papaver somniferum (opium poppy) is the source of this 2369-nucleotide messenger RNA. RefSeq names its product protein WHAT'S THIS FACTOR 1 homolog. Bases 47 to 1261 code for a protein of 404 amino acids. The transcript is spliced from 2 exons. The record is from RefSeq and is a predicted model, not a curated record. NCBI's taxonomy places the organism in Eukaryota, Viridiplantae, Streptophyta, Magnoliopsida, Ranunculales, Papaveraceae. Gene Ontology annotation, molecular function: RNA binding.
UUAAAGAAUCAGCGAAGUAUUCAAAACCUCAUGUAAACCUCCAUCGAUGGCAACCAAAAACAAAAUCUCGUCCUUACUACAAACCCUAAUCUCUUCCUUCUCAAACCAUUAUCCUAGUAACUCCUCUCUUCAAAACCUCACAAAUCCUAAUUACAACUAUCAAUCCUCAUCACCAUUCUCAACUUCAUUUCUCCGAACAAAAUCACCAUUUAAGAAAAAAAGAAAGAAGAAAGACACACCUAGAACUAAAUCAGUCCAACAUGAAUCACACCAAAUCCAACAUUUCGAACAAAUCGUUCAAAGAGAUAUUAAUUUUCGGUUCUUAACCCGAAGUAAAGAAUAUCUAUCUAAGCAACCACAGCACAUUAUUCGUCUGGAUGAUGCAGGUAAACUUUAUCGUGAACUAGGGUUUCCUAGGGGUAGAAAAGUUAAUAAAUCAAUUGAUAAACAUCCUUUACUCUAUGAAAUUUAUAGACAUGUCGAUAAUAAAAUUUGGUUUGGGUUUACUGAUUUAAUGGAAGAUUUGAUUGAUGAAGAGAAAAGAAUUAUGGAUUUAAUGGAGAAAGACAGGGUUAUUAAAGUAAUUAAGUUGCUAAUGAUUUCAGCUGAUAAAAGAAUCCCAUUAAGUAAGAUUUAUCAUUGUAGAUUAUUAUUUGGUAUUCCUGAAGAUUUUAGAGAUAGAGUUGAUAAGUAUAGUGAUUAUUUUAGAAUUGUUGUUGAAGAGGAUGGGAAAAGAAUUCUUGAAUUAGUUAAAUGGGAUUCGUCGUUAGCUGUUAGUGAAUUAGAAAGGGAAUACACGUUAGAUGAAGAUAAAGUUAAGAAAACUUUUAAAUUUCCUGUGAAAAAUGUGAAAAAUUUGGAUUUAGAUGAGGGUGAUGAAUGGAAGUUGAAUAUGUUGAAUACGCUUCCGCUUGUUUCACCGUAUUCAGAUGGGAAGGAGUUGAAACUAUGGUCUUUAGAAGCUGAGAAAUAUAGAGUUGGGGUUAUACAUGAGUUUUUGAACUUGACACUGGAGAAGAAAGCUUCAAUUCAUCAUAUUGUUGAGUUUAAGGAGGAAUUAUCUCUUACUAAACAUACUUAUGAGAUGCUGAAGAAGCAGCCGAAAGCGUUUUAUCUUGCGGGUACAGAGAUGAAUUGGGUUAUUUUCUUGAAAGAUGGUUAUGGUGAUGACGGGGUUUUGAUCAACAAAGAUCCACAAGUGGUUUUCAAUGAGAAGUUAUAUAGAUAUGCGCAAAACAAAGUAACUGGGGAUGAUAUUUAGGUUCGAGAUUGAAUGUCUGGGUGCUCUUUCUUUUGAUCUGAAGGUGAGUAUCCAAUUAGUGAGGGCAGAUUGAGGAUUUAGUUUAUGGUGAUAAAAGCUAUCAUUAUGGUCAUACAUGAAAGAUAUGGAGGUGGUUUUGGUAUUGAAGAUUUAUCGUAUGUCAUGGAUCAAAUUUUUAAAUUUGGUUCUGAUGAAUGAAAGCAGAUAGAUACAGUGUUGGUUAAUGGCUAGUGGAAUUUUCAUUUCCUGCAUGCGCGUUGUUGGGAACGAGAUCAAGUGAACCGACAAUGGGUUGGGCUUAAGUUGGUCAGACUUCUUUCUGCCGCGAUGGUUCUUGAAGGCGUAAUUGUCUUUGCUUUAUUGAUUCCAAGAGCGUGAAUGGUCUCUCAGUGCUCUAUUCUCAAUUGGUCUAUUGCUUCUCUUCGGUGAGCUAGCACCUGCAAUUUCCUUGUGUCCCCAGUUUGCUAGCGAUCUUACGGCAGUAUCUACAGUUCCAUUUUAUAGCUAUGAUGAUGUUCUUUCUUCACAAUUGCUGGGCACCUUCAGAAUCACAUCAACAGCUGGUAGACACGACACUUAUCCUCUUGUCCGUCUUUUUGAUUGCAUUCCGAAAAAUUAAGAACUCUAAGAUGAGUGCAUGCUUGCCACUUCGUUCCAUCUUAAUGUUCAUCCAAAAAUGUGAAAUUUAGAUGUUACUGCUCGCCCAGUAAUUACCUUAUAAAAAAGAAGUACUGAUUCAUGUCAGACAUUUAAACAUGACUUUAUCUUUUCUUUUUGUCGGUAGUAUAAGGUAUACAGAGCUCCUUUAGAUCAGAAAAUACAUCAAGGAUAUGAGCUCUAACGGAUAAGGAUGCCGUUGUUGUUGCCCGGUUCACAUUUUUGUUUGAUAAAUUCAGGCAAAAAAGUAAAUUGUCUGAGCUGUGUAACUUGGUGUGUCUCUCUGUUCAGUAAUUUUUCUUUGCGGUGCAAUGAUGCUUUGGGGAGGUAUAGUUGCACAUACAUAUCCCUGAACAGCAACUUAUGUUAUAGGUCAGUCUAUUAACCUGUGGGAGAAAUUUGUACAAGGAAUGCCAUUAUAUUAACUAUGAUCUAUCAUUUUAGAUUGGUA